AUGGUGCAGAGUGUAGGAGGCCAGAUCCAGCCGCUCGCCGGCUGCGCGCAAAUCCUCCAAGUCGAGGUCCAGCAGGCCGCGAUCGAGGUCCAGGUCGCGCUCUGGCUCCCGGUCGUCGAGGUCGAGCUCCAGGAGCAGCAGCAGCCGGUCGCGAUCGCCCAGCAGCUCGCGCUCGCGCUCCAGGAGCCCUCGUCGCGGCCGCAGCCGCAGCCCACGCCGCAGCCCCGCUCGCUCGCCCAGCCAAAGAAGCUGCACGUGGGCAAUCUGACGCGCAACGUGAACGAGGAGCACCUGCGGGAGAUCUUCGGCCAGUGGGGCAAGCUGCUGAGGGUCGAGCUCGGCUGGGACCGUCGCAUCGACCAGCCCAAGGGCUUCGCCUAUGUAGAGUAUGACAAGUACGCCGACUCGGUCGAGGCCCUCAAGCGCAUGGACGGCGGCCAAAUUGAUGGCAACGUGGUGAAGGUGCAGGCCAUCCUGCCGCCCAGGCGACGUUCGCCCGGCCCGUGGUCGCGAGGCCCCGGACCCUACCACGGCCGAUCGCCGCCUCGUGGCGUCGGCGGCUUCCGGGGCCGACGAUCGCCCCCUCGCGGCGGCGGUCGCUUCGGCGGUGGCGGUGGCCCGCGUGGUCGCGCCUACUCGCCCGCCGGCGGUCGCUUUGGCGGCGGCAGGCGCAGCCCGCCGCGCGGUGGCAUGCGUGGUCGCUCGCCGUCGCCGCCUCCGCGCGGUGGCCCGCGUGGUCGCUCGCCCUCGCCGCGCUACGGCGGCGGUCGCAAGAGGCGGUCCUUCUCGCGCUCGCCCAGCCCGCCCAGGAGGCGCAACUUCUCGCCCCGGAGCAGAUCGCCCUCGCCCAUGCGUCGCGGCAGGUACCAACCCCGUGAGCAGGAGCAGGAGCAGGAGCAGGUAAAGCUGCACAACUACAGCCAGCAGCGGUAA
Acanthamoeba castellanii str. Neff is the source of this 933-nucleotide messenger RNA. RefSeq names its product RNA recognition motif domain containing protein. Gene Ontology annotation, biological process: mRNA splicing, via spliceosome. The transcript has 6 exons. Gene Ontology annotation, cellular component: cytoplasm; nucleoplasm; ASAP complex. Gene Ontology annotation, molecular function: RNA binding. Lineage: Eukaryota; Discosea; Longamoebia; Acanthamoebidae. The record is from RefSeq and is a predicted model, not a curated record. The coding region runs from base 1 to 933 and encodes 310 amino acids.